CUCGGAGGCAGCCAGUGAGGCUGAGAUUGGAGUCCUGCCUGGGGACUUAAUGCUAGCAUGGCCCUGCAGUUGCCAUCUCUGAAGUUUCUGCUGGUCCUUGUAUCUCUGCUGGCAGCACAGGGCCAAGAAGAUCCCAAGGUCCAAGGAGUACCCUCAGAAACAGAAAUAUGCCAAAGACCCCGGUGGAACUCAAGACUCCAGCUGGCACCAGAUCAGGAGAAUUACAAUAAGAACGAGGAAGUGACGUUGAGUUGUCCUGAGGGUUUCCAGCCGUCCUUCACCCAUGUCAAAUGUGCAAGGGAAGUCCAGUCCAUCAGUCAUGGAAAACCUGUAUACAGAGAAGUUUGGCUCGGAAAGGACAGCAGAGGUGCCUGGAUCCGCAUUCGGUCCAAUGUGGAGUGCAUCGAGGUCCUCCAGGUUGUCCCUGAGUCCUUGGAGAUCUCCAGCACCAGCAUCAAACUGAACUGGACCUGCCGGCUCCCUGACGCCUGCCAGCACAUGCAGGCCAUGUGCCGUCUGGCAAGGCCUUCCUCCCCUCCCUGUGAGGCUGAGGAGGUGAAGGGAGAGGAGAUGCUACGUGGCCAGGAGGGAACAUUCACCUGCCCCUCUCUGCAGCCUUUCACUGACUACAGUGUCACUGUCUCACUGCCCCCCAGCACAAUCCUUUUUACAUGGUUGGUCAGGACAGAGGAAACAGUGCCGGACAAACCGGAGAGGCUGUGGCUGGAUUCCACCACGGGGUCCCUCAGGUGGAAGGCUCUGCCCCCCUGCAAAGGAGAAAUCAUCGGAUACCAGCUGAACGUCACGGCCCGGAGUGUGCAGGACGGCGUCUUCCUGGAGAUGGAGCGGCUGCGGCUGAACAGCUCCGUCACUGAGCACCCUCUGCCCCGGCACGGCCCCGGCAGCAGCUACGUGGUGGCGGUGCAGGGACUGACGGCCGCCGGAGCCGGGCCUGCCUCGCUGGGGGAGUUUCGGAGCAACAGCUCGGACACCCCGCGCCCUCUCGGCGCCGGCUGCCGCGGCGUCCGUGACAUCUCCCUCUCCCGAGGAACAGCCGUGCUUCCCCUGCGCCCCAUCGCCUGUCCCGCCGAGGCAGCGAGGGAGCACCGGCUGAUCGUGGCUGCGACGCUCGACGGCACAGCGGUGGAAGGCGCCUGCCUGGGGGACCCGCAGCCCCUCAACGCCAGCCAGCAGCCCGGCGCCUACGUGGCCGCCGUGCUCAACCUCACCGCCCCCACGGACUUCGUGCUGGGCGAGGGGACCCGCGGGCAGGGCUACCACAACGCUGCCCUCCGCCCGGGCUCGGACUACACGGCCCUUCUCCGCCUCGUCUGCCGCUCGCGGCAGGCAGAGAAGUUCACCUGCGUCUGCUACAGCUUCUCUCUUGUUGCAGGGCAGCCUCCAGACUCGUGGUAUGGGACUGUGAUUGGGGUGGCUGUGCUGUUGGCACUCCUCCUUGUGUCUGCAGGGAUCCUGUGGUUCGUGCUUUCCAGGAAAAAGAAGUCUUUGCCCAUCAGAGCUAAAGAGGAUAAUUAGAAAGGUAAAGGUGGCCAGGUUGGAGAUCAGUCACUCCAGCCCCCACCCAGGACCACAGGAGACACUUAGAGCAGUGAGGGAGUGGAGAAGAUGGGGAGGAUCACCCCAGCUCAGUGCUGAUGGCUCUCCUGUGACUGUGACCAGUACUGGGGGUCCCAUCCAAUUCAGCAGAGCAAGAGGAAAACAGGAGGCCAAGAAGGGUUGUGAGCUUUUUCUUUCCUCACCCCCUUCACCUCCCGGAUUUCGCUUACUGCUGUUUUAAGGCCUUUGAAUGUGACUUUCUGUAGUUCCUUUUUUUAGGCUUUGCUUUCAUUUUUGCUUUCCUGGAAACAGGAACUGUAUGCCAGAUUUCCCAGCUGCUGACUCAUAUGGGCUCAGGCUGAGGGAUGGUCCAUGUUCCUGCCAUGUCCUGGGUUUGCAACCCCUCUCCCGCCUCUGUCUGCUGAUAUUCAGCCAAACCGAGGGUUGUUACGGAGCUUGACCUGACUGGGCUGCCUUCGUGACUUUGCCUGCUUUGUCCACACAACCAAUAAAGGCUUGUGCUUUGGGGGGGGGCUGUGUGCCCCACUACA
Molecule: messenger RNA, 2108 nt
Organism: Tyto alba (common barn owl)
Lineage: Eukaryota; Metazoa; Chordata; Aves; Strigiformes; Tytonidae
Exons: 11
Coding region: 58-1536 (492 amino acids)
Molecular function (GO): protein binding
Source: RefSeq, a predicted model, not a curated record